Sclerotinia borealis F-4128 is the source of this 2646-nucleotide messenger RNA. Lineage: Eukaryota; Fungi; Ascomycota; Leotiomycetes; Helotiales; Sclerotiniaceae. The record is from the annotation of a GenBank genome assembly.
AUGCCGAAUAAGCAGCGUACUUUCGAGUUGGUGGAUGCGCCAAAAGUCCACCGACCAAUGACCAGUAAACAAGCAAAAAAAGCAUAUCAAAAAGCAAAUCGAACGCCACGAAUAUCGAAAGCCGAGCAAAAGCGACGGGAUGCCGAAGAAUUGGCAAAGCACAGGAAAGCAUAUGAAAAGGAACAAGCAGCUGCGAAAGCAAAAGCAGCAAGGGAUAAGAAAGCUGCAAAGGCAUUAGAGCAGAGGGAAGAGAGGAAGAGGUUGGGAAUACCGGAACCUAACAGACACGUGAGAGCCAGCCAGUCGAGGAUCUCUAUGUUUAUAAAACAGGGGAAUAAGAGAUCACGAGAGACAAAUAACACGAGGGAAGAGUCUGAAAGCACUAUAUGCGAGGAUUUGGAUGAUGAGCCGCCUGCGAAACGGCUUGCGGUGGACAAUCCCGAGGAUCAGAGCGAAGCCCUGUCGAAACCAAUUGCGCUUCGCGACUUGGAGUACCAAAUGGAGCCCCAGACGAAACGAUUUGCGAAUAAUAGUUUUGAUGAUGAAGAGAACAUUUCUGCAGGCCCAAUUGUACCAAACGAUUCCGAGGACGAGUUUGGGGACUUUCCGCCCUUGUCCGAUAAUGAUAUUUCAUUAUUGGACACUGGUUCAAUGAAAUCCACCCUGGUAAAUACGAUCUAUUGCAGGCCUAGAUCUGGAGGACCAAUACCACCAUUCCAAAAGCCCUCUACAUCUUUGGACGAUGGGCAGGAGCUACCACAAAUGAAAAAUGUUGAAAGGGAGCAAAUGACGCCCGAUGACCCAUUUCAAUUGGAAGAUAUGCUUGAUUCUCAAAUCCGUUCCGAAGCAGCAGAUGCAGCUUGUAGGUCGGACCGAAAAAAUGCCGAAUUACUUCUGAAAGAGCAGUUCCAUAGAGAUGAUACGAGACCUAUGACUCCUACUUCAAAUCACCCGGUGAAUGAUAUGUCGGUGGUGCGAGAGCUUUUGUGGCAUACAUCUAUCAAUGGAAGACACGAUUCAUCAGACCAAUCGUUCAAUGUCCAACCACCACUAGCUUUACCUGAGGCUUCAGCUGCGAAUGCAUCGCACCGCAAGCUGAAGAAUUCAUAUUCAAAUGUAUCGCUGGUCAGACGUCAAUUUGAUAAUCCUCCCAGCAAAAAUAUCAACGGAGCCCCAAAAACAGGGACAGGUUCGCCCUCAAACUUCAGCGCAUCAGCUAAGAGAUCACCUUUUGUGAAGAAGUCAAUGGACAUUGGAUCAGCUACGGUAUAUGAAGAUAAUGCGACACCCCCUCAUAGGGCAUCAUCUCGAAUGAUUGGAUUGAGUAAGCAAACCUUGCAAGAGGGAUCACUAUAUUCUCCUGCGCUCAAGUCUCAAAAUGUCGAAUCACAGUCCCACAAAUACCCAACACCAACAUCAUUGAAACAACAACGAUGCGCGCCCCGUGAAAUACCCAUUCAAUCUUCCAAGUCAGCCCCCGAUACACACCCCGUGCUCCAGGAAAGAUCAAUCAAUAUGGGGCCCCCAGCUCUUCCUCAAAAAAGAAAACUUGGCAUGUCCCUUGCUCCUCUGCCCGACAACAGGCAAACAGUCAGCAGCUCUAAUCUUCCACCAUCUUCCACACAAGCAUUUAUUGAAUCCCAUCUCGACGAGUUCUUUACCACUCCAACUCAAGAAGCUAGAGAAUUGUGCGAUGAUCCCAUUACACCUCGGCCUUCCAUGAUAUCAAAAAUAGAAUCCAGAUACCAAAGCCAUCAUCAAAAGCAAGAAGAUAUGAAAGAUUGUGUUUCUAAAGCCGCGGAUGAUGAAUUUGGAGAAAUGCUAUCCACUCAGGAACUCAGAAUGUUUUCGCAGGAUUGGGAAACUGCUAGUUCACCUCCCCGGCAAGGAAAUGAAAACAAGAUCGAGACCCCUAAACAGAUAUCAGCGGCACCUGAAGAUAUACAAAACUUGAUCUGUAGUCAGAAUUUAUUUUUAAUGAGUCAAGAACUCACCGGAAUGCAGUCUGUCUCGAAAGUCAAGUCACCCACAAUAAUCACCUCGCAGCUACCACAGGCUCAAAAGUCCACAUUGGAGCGAAAUCAGCAUUCAACAGCUAAGCCGCAAACUCAGCUUCCCGAGCCACCUUGUAUUAGCACCCCCCAGGUCGACGCCGAUGUGGACCUUACGCCAAAGCCCAGAAGAUCGCCUUGGUUCAAAGAAAAACCGGAGGAUAGAUAUCCCCAGAAGAGAUUUUUCACUGAGAAACCGGAGGAUUUGGAGGCUGCCGCCAUCGAGGAUAGUAAGGAAGCCUGGGAAGAAAUCAAAGAGGCUACUUCAUCUAACAGACACAACUUCGAUGAUGAUCUCGAACCUGAAGUAGAUGAGCUACUCAAGGCUGCGCUUGCGGAAAGUAAGGAAUGGGAUGAGGUGUACAAAGCAGUCGUUCCAACGCCUACGCCGAGAAAGAAUGGCGAGAAAGAGAGAGAAGGCAUGGAAAUGGAGGGGAAGGAACAUCAAACGCCAUCCCGAAUCGCGGAAACCCUGACAGGAGGCAGUGCAGUAAAGAAUGGUGCGAAGAAAUUUGAAAGAGCGCCUAGUGUUGCUAGUACCGAUUACGGGGAUGGAGAGGAUUCGGAUUGGGACGGUUUUAUGGCUGAGCUAUGA